UCUCGAGCGCCAUUAUUAAUUACAAGGUUUACGUUUCGGGGUGACAUUUUGUCCCACUCUCUUCAACUUUUGUUUUCUCUUCAUGUUUUUAAUUUCCUUCAUUUUGUGACGUUUUGCGUUACUUGCCAUUUCUUCCGCGGACUAUCUGUCUUAUAUUUAUUAAAACUUUUUGCCAAGCUAAAUUUAAAAGGGGGGAUUUUUAAAACUUUAGUUUCUUUUUUUAGCCUUUUUUGAAGAGAUGAAUCACUUAUGAAAUGAAUCAUUCCAAUCUAAUAAAUUUGGAUCCGGUGGAUUCGCAAGCUCAAUGGUUCCACAAGUCCUUGUCUCGUGAAGAAACUGAAAAGCGUUUGCGUCCAUGUUCAAACGGCACUUUUUUGAUCAGGCGAUCUGAAAAUUAUCCAGGCGAUUUCACCCUUUGUGUAGCUCACAAUUACAAAGUUGAACACUACAGAUUAUUCGAAUCCUUAACACAACUUGUUGCUCAUUAUAAAAGAGAUGCCGAUGGCCUUUGUCACAGACUUAUUUCUCCCUUACUUUGUGAAUCUUCAAAACAUGUUUAUGAACCCAGAUUUUUUGAAGAACGCCGGGCAGAAUUUGCUAGAGCUGGAGUUUUACUUUCUAUAAAUGAAUUACGUCUUGGAUCGGUUAUUGGGCAUGGAGAAUUUGGAGAUGUCCUUUCCGGAACAUACAGAGGCCGUAAAAUUGCCGUAAAAACAUUAAAAGAUGGAAUGGGUUAUGAAUUAUUAAUUGAAGCACGGUUUAUGAUAGGUUUGGAUCACAACAAAUUGGUUGCAUUAAUUGGUGUUGUAAUGGUAGAAGAUACAAAAGAAGUGUUUAUGUUAACCGAAUUUAUGGCAAAUGGAAAUUUGGUUGAUUUUCUUCGUUCAAGAGGAAGGCAACAAGUGGAAAGGGAACAACUUUUACAUUUUGCAAUAGACGUAGCCGAAGGAAUGGCAUAUAUAGAGGCUAGACGUUUUGUCCACAGAGAUUUGGCAGCACGUAAUAUUCUAUUGGAUGAUCGUCUAAUUGCAAAAAUAAGCGAUUUUGGACUUGCUCAGGCUGCACAAGAACCUGCAAAAGAUUCGGCAAAAGGAAAAUUUCCAAUAAAAUGGAGCGCUCCUGAAGCUUUGAGGCAUAAUCUUUUCACAAACAAAAGUGAUGUUUGGUCUUUUGGUAUUUUACUUUGGGAAGUUUAUUCGUUUGGCCGUGUUCCUUAUCCCAGAAUUCCAAUUCAAGACGUAUUAAGACUAGUAGAAAAGGGCUACAAACUUGAACCUCCAGAAGGCACCCCAGCAUUUGUUGUGGAUUUGAUGCGUGAUUGUUGGCUUUUGUCUCCAACAGCUAGACCUACGUUUGCAGAAAUUUUAAAUAUUUUAACGGAAGAAUGUGACAUUGGUGGGGAAAAUGGGGGACCUUAA
This is a messenger RNA of Meloidogyne enterolobii, 1418 nucleotides long. NCBI's taxonomy places the organism in Eukaryota, Metazoa, Nematoda, Chromadorea, Rhabditida, Meloidogynidae. The record is from the annotation of a GenBank genome assembly.